AUGGAAGCAGAAAACCACAUAGAACUAUCAGAAUUCCUCCUCCUGGGCCUUUCAGAUAAUCCAGAACUCCAACCGAUGCUAUUUGGACUGUUCCUGUCCAUGUACCUGGUCACGGUCCUCGGGAACCUGCUCAUCAUCUUGGCCAUUACCUCUGACUCCCACCUCCACACCCCCAUGUACUUCUUCCUCUCCAACCUGUCCUUUGUUGACAUCUGUUUAAUCUCCACCACGGUCCCAAACAUGCUGGUGAACAUCCAGGUACACAGCAAAGACAUCUCCUACAUAGGGUGCCUCAUUCAGAUGUAUUUUUUUAUGUUCUUUGCUGGACUGGAUAACUUCUUACUGACUGUGAUGGCCUAUGACCGCUUUGUGGCCAUUUGCCAUCCACUGCAUUACAUGGUCAUCAUGAACCCCUGCUUCUGUGUCCUCUUGGUCCUGAUGUCUUGGUUCAUCAUUUUCUGGGCCUCUAUACUUCAAAUUCUACUGAUGAAGAGGCUGACAUUCUCUAUACGCACUGAAAUUCCACAUUUCUUCUGUGACCUGGCUCAGCUUCUCCAGAUGGCCACCUCAGAUACCCUCAUUAAUAACAUCAUCUUGUAUGUUGCAGCUGCGCUGCUAUGUGUGUUUCCUCUCACUGGGAUCCUCUUCUCUUACUAUCAGAUUGUCUCUUCCUUAAUGCAAAUGUCCUCCACUGCAGGCAAGUAUAAAGCAUUUUCCACCUGUGGCUCUCACCUCUCUGUGGUCUCCUUGUUUUAUGGAACAUCACUUGGGGUCUACCUCAGUUCUGCUGUCACCCAUUCUUCCCACAGAAGCUUGGUUGCCUCUGUGAUGUACACUGUGGUCACCCCCAUGCUGAACCCCUUCAUCUACAGCCUGAGGAACAAGGAAGUGAAGGGGGCCCUGGGAAGACUCCUCAGCAGAGCAGACUCUUGUCCAUGA
Cynocephalus volans (Philippine flying lemur) is the source of this 939-nucleotide messenger RNA. Its product is annotated as olfactory receptor 7D4-like. The record is from RefSeq and is a predicted model, not a curated record. NCBI's taxonomy places the organism in Eukaryota, Metazoa, Chordata, Mammalia, Dermoptera, Cynocephalidae. The transcript has a single exon. Gene Ontology annotation, molecular function: G protein-coupled receptor activity; olfactory receptor activity. Gene Ontology annotation, biological process: G protein-coupled receptor signaling pathway. Gene Ontology annotation, cellular component: plasma membrane. Bases 1 to 939 code for a protein of 312 amino acids.